This is a messenger RNA of Cylicocyclus nassatus, 933 nucleotides long. The record is from the annotation of a GenBank genome assembly. Lineage: Eukaryota; Metazoa; Nematoda; Chromadorea; Rhabditida; Strongylidae.
UUUUUAGGUAAAAAUGAUCUACGUGCUUUUGCUAUCCCUCGCAGUCGUUGCCGUCGGCGAGGAUGCAUCCACUCAAACUCGGGAUGCCUUCAUCGUUGCUAGUAAGUUCCCUCAAUCAAUCUACGCAGUGGAAAACAUGGAUCUUGUUCUGGAGUACGAAUUGUACAAUACCGGCGACAAGGCUGCUCUGAAGGUAACACUUGACGACAGACACUCGUUCCCUACCCAGUCCUUCGAAAUUAUCAAAGGUCUGCUGAAUGUUCGAUUUGAAAGGAUCAAUCCUGGAGCCAAUGCAACUCAUUCUGUCGUUAUUCGACCACGUCAGUUUGGAGUUUUCAACUACACCUCUGCCCAAGUCACAUAUACAUCUGAGGACAGCAGCGACAUUCGGGUCGGAUACACCAAUGCUCCUGGAGAGGGCUACAUCUACCGUUUGAAAGAGUACGAGCGAAAGUUUGCUCCCAAGUACAUUUACUGGAUCGUCUUCUUCAUCCUCAUUGCACCCACCACGCUUGGAUCUUAUCUUGCCUAUUCCAAGAGCAAGAACAAGUACGAAGAGCUGGCCAAGAAGAAGAACUAACUUUGUUCGGAAAUAGUCAAGGUGAUUCUCAGAUCCUUUGAGUUGUCGUUGAAAAUGUAUCCACUUUUCGUCAUAUCUCAUCAAUUAUAAUGCAUCCUUCCAUCAGUAAUACCUGAAAAUUUUUUUGUUAUUGCCUUCUCGUGCUAUAAGUUUUCGCGUCAUCUCACAGAGUACUGCUUGGGUAUGUAUGUUGUUCGUAGGCUACUUCUAUCCGCGAGUGUUGAUCAACCUGAAGUGCGGCGGGUCAUCGCUGUUUGAAGUUUUUUUUCGUUAGAACUAAAUUUCUGUGAUUAUCUCAUUGAUUUAUUUGUUUGUUUGUGUCUUUUUGUUUGGAGAGAUAAAUUAUUUAUUUC